This is a messenger RNA of Ostrea edulis (European flat oyster), 4246 nucleotides long. RefSeq lists its product as uncharacterized. Bases 419 to 2857 code for a protein of 812 amino acids. NCBI's taxonomy places the organism in Eukaryota, Metazoa, Mollusca, Bivalvia, Ostreida, Ostreidae. The record is from RefSeq and is a predicted model, not a curated record. The transcript is spliced from 14 exons.
UAUGCAAUUUGAGGAAAUCGAGGCUAUCUACGGCCGAAAAUAUAACGGAAUCUCACUAUAACAGCGGAUGGUAGGGGAGUUUCAGGAUGGUACACGUAGUGAACUUGAAGCUCUAUAAAAUACGGAUCCAACCUUCUUAUUAAUAUGUAAGAUCUGUAGAUCCUGGUAUACAAAACAGCAUACGACAGAUAUAAUAAACUGUGUGCGUUCUGGUAUAUCAUCCAAUACAUACAUCAUAGCUACGAUUCGAAAUAAGGAUACCAAUCAUAUACAACAUACAUCCACUCUUCUAUUAAAGACGUAUUUUCUCAAGGAAUAGUUGUGAAGCCAAGUCAAGAAACGCUGAGGAAAAUUGUUGAAAAAUAACAAAGAAAUUUUACGUGAUCAGUUAUCAUUCAUCAUAUUUAAAUUGAAGAAAAUGAAUAGCUCCGAUGACGUUAAUGACCGUAUGAAGUUUGGGAUACUGGUAUACAUAAUGCUUCUUUGCGGAACUCUAGUGAAAAGCACAUUGGAUAAUUGUUCCGACCCUAGCCUGCUUGCUAUCAUAGGAGAGAUUCCACAUAUGUUAACCUACAUCCAAGGCUGUAUCACAGAGGUAUUUGCCGGUUAUCUUGAGCAAACUGCUGACGGGAAAUCCUACAGAUGCAUAUUUCUCGCUGCUGCUGAAAGAGACUUGUUGUCACUCAUUGGCAAAUGUGAUGCCUUUCAUUUGUUUGACUGCAUUCGAUAUAAAUCCGCAUGGGAAAAGUUUUGGCAUGAGAAUCGAAAUAUCUUAGAUACCAGGGAAUUAAAAAUCGGAAUUCGUACAGAGUUGUAUGAGGAUCUUGCAAAGGGUUUGAAGCAACGGAGAGAUGGUAUGAUGAUUUUGUUAAGAAAAAUUAAUUGGUUCAAAGAAAGAGACUUUCAGGAAGUGUGGAUCCGUGAAGGACAUUGUCCAGUGUACAUAUCGGAGGCGCUCCAGAUGGACACAGAAAAAUGUCAACAUCAGUGUCCAGAGAUCGAUAGAUCUUACAAAUCCUUCGACGUGUAUAAAUAUUCGAGAUGCUAUACAAACCAACAACCACAUUCCAGUUCGACAGCUGCUGUGACCAAUAUAACUGAUGAUCCAGGUCCCUUACCACCAGGUGGUUCCUCGUUCAAUGUGGCUGCUGUGGUUGUACCCGUGUUGUUAGUUGUCAUCGCCGCCGUGGUGUUUGUUGUUCUCAUUUGCAGACGUUAUAAAGAUCUGGCGCAAUGUCCAUACCGCUAUGAUCGUACGACCGACAACAGCAAAAGAAAAAAGAACGAUUCGAGGAUGCCCAGGAGAAUGCUCUCUUGUUUCCAUUCCGUAUCAAGGAAUGAAUGUAAUUUAGAAAACGCACCACUUAAUCAAGGGGCUGACGGGAAUAGCCGACAAACAGAAUGUCAUAUUGAAGAAGAAGCACAGAAAAAAGAGUCUGAAUGUUCAAGUCGUGAAAAACGUUCACAGCAUGGUAAUGAUAAUUCUGCCAGCACCAAGAGAAAAAAGGACAAUUCGGGGAUACUCAGGAGAAUAUUAUCUUGUACCUGUAAUGCAGAGAACCCACUAGACAAGGAAGAGGUUGAUGUGAAUGCAAACCCACCAGAUCUUGAAGAAGAAGCACACGAGGAGAAAUCAGAAUAUUUGAGUCGUGAAGAAUUUUUGCAGCAUGAGAGCAUCAAUAUUGAAAAUCUCGCUGAGGAUACUACUCUAGUCCUACGAUUAGCAAAUAAUCUGCAAAAAGAUCGCACACUAGCUCUAAUCGGUGAAUGGGGUAGUGGGAAAAGAACAUUGGCUGUACAGAUAGCCCUUCAAGUAGAAAAAAUAGAAAAGAAAACGUUCAAUUUUAAGGUUUUGCAAGAAUUUCAGGAUGAUACACGUAGUAAAAUCGAAGCUUUAAAAUCAACGGAUCCAACCAUCUUAUUAAUACCUGAUCUCUGUAGAUCCUGGCAUACUGAACAUCAUAUGGCAGAUAUAAUAAACUGUGUGCGUUCUGGUCUUUCAUCCAAUACUUACAUCAUUGCUACAAUUCGAAAUGCUGUAUACCAAUCAUGUACAGAAUACAUCCGUUCUUCUAUUGAUGACUUAUUUACUCGAAGAAUGCUUAUCAAGCCAAGUCACAGAAUGUUAAGCAAAAUUCUUGACAAAUAUAAUGUUCAUUCUACAAAUCCUUCUCGAGAUUAUAUAUUAAAACUGAAUUCUGUCAUUGGUACACCUCUUAUAGUGACUUUGUGCGUGAAAAAUCCUGAUUACAAAAGUUCGAGCUUUUUAGAUGAUCCAUUAUCAUUCAUCACAUCCAAAUUGAAGAAAAUGAAUAGCUCCGAUGAUGCUAAUGACCGUCUGAAAUUUGGGAUACUGGUAUAUAUAGUGCAAGAGGGGGAAACUGUAGAAAAAAACACAUUGGAGAAUUGUUCCGACCCUAGUAUGUUUGCUUUCACAGGAAAAAACUCAAAUAUGUUUACUACAUGUAACAUCCACGGCUGUAUCACAGAGUUGUUGGAUGACUAUCUUGAAGAAACUAUUGACGGGAAAUCCUACAGAAUAGUGCAUGAAGUCAUCACGAGAUGCAUAUUUCUCACGGCUGCCGAAAUGGAUUUCCCUUCACUUAUUGGCAAAUGUGAUGAUUUUCUUUUGUUUGACUGUAUUCGACUUCAAUCUCCAAUGGAAAGGGAGUUUUUUAAGAAGAAAUUUAUCUUAGAUACUAGGGAAUUGAAGGUCGGAAUUCCUACAGAAUCAUAUCAGGAUCUUGCAAAAGCUUUGAGGCAACGGAAUGAUGAUGUGAUGAGUUUGGUAAGAAAGGUUAAUUGGUUUGAAAAAGAGCGCUUUAAGAAAGUGUUGAGUAGUGUCGAAAGGGUUUAAGAUAUACGACAUACGUAUGUACUGUACUAUAAUGCAGAAAUGAAUUGUAUAUUUUAUCAUUUGAUUAUGGUUAUCACAAAGAUGCGCUUUCUCCCAGUGUCAAACUGCAAACUCCUAGGCACCUGAUCCCACCUCUGGUGUGUCCAGGGGUCCGUGUUUGCCCAACUAUCUAUUUUGUAUUGCUUGUAGGAGUUAUGAGAUUGAUCACUGUUCGUUAUCUUCACCUUGCAUAAAGGAUCAUCAGAAAGAACUGAAAUCAUAUUAUGUUUUGUAAUACGUUGUAAAUCAUAAAUGUGUUCUGCAUUAAUGAUACAUGUUAGUAUGUGAUGGAAGAACUAAUUUGUUAGCAUUUUAUAUCUGAACUUAUAUUUCGUAUUUGUGACAUGUUUAUACAAUUGUUUAAUUUUUAAAAUAGCAGCUUUCGUUAAAUACUGGAAAGUAAAAUACCUGAUUAUCUAGAUAUUGCAAAAUCUAUUAACGCUGAAAUCUUCAUCUGUUAACCGUGUAUCACUAUUAAACUUUUGGGGCAUAUAUUUUGUAUCGUCUAUCCGUUGGUCUGUCCAGGAGCAACAAAACAUUUUUUUAAUGAUUAUUACCCUUAGAGUACAUACAUAUGUACUUAGAAGGUAUGAGAUUGAUUACUGUUCAUUAUAUUCACCUUUCAUGAUAUGUAUUGGCGUGCGUCUAAUAGGACUUUUGUAACACAGACUGUGAAAUACUUGGGGAGUUUUGUUAUCACAUUUUGUAUUUGCAUUAAGUAAAACACAUGUGUCUCUUGAUGAGCUGGAAAAAACUACAAACAUUAAAUUUAUUCGAUGUGCAACUAUAUACAAAUUCUGCGUAGGUUUCUAAUAACAGCAUAGGAAUCAAAUUCAUAACUCAAAGAAAUAGAGAACUUGAAUGUAAUGCGUGUUAUAGAUUGGAAUAAAUGUAUGCAGUUCAGUCAUUGAGUUAUGUAUAUGAUCACAAAACAGUUAAAUAUUACGAUUAUCGAAUACCAUCACCUUAUCGGCCUCGGAAAUUAGUUGUAAUAUUUGUACUAUUCUGAUUACACAAUUACCCAUUGUUUGUAUGUUGCUUUACACCUCAUUUGAGAAUCUUUUUUGUGUAGAGACGCCAGCAGUUUUACGUUAAGUACCCCAUACCCGUAAUCAUGCAGUCAGAGAUAACUUUUUCCUCGCUAAAGUCGGUAAACCUCUUCUAAUGAGAGUUGAAAGUUAUUACAAACAAUAAUUUGUGCACAUGUGUGGGAGAAAGUGAGAUUCAAUCAUGCUUGAAUACUACCGCAAUCACCGGUCGCUAUGUUCAAAAUUUAACUUCCGUUUUCAAAAGCUUGUUCGCAUUAUCAAAUGGAACGAUAGAAAAUUUAAUAAAAUUCAUAAAAUGUAA